CCACUACCCUUUCUCAUCCAUAUUUUACUAAAUUUUAAUUAGUCCUAAGCAAAACAAGAAUACUAUGCUUUAACUUCACUCCUACUCAAAAUUUGCAUAAAACCUCUCUCACCCUGUAAACCCUCUCACCCCUACAAUGUCCUCAUCAUUCUGUUGUUUUUGCCUUGCAACAAUAAUUCAGCCUCUUUUUUAGUUUCAUCUUACAAUCUUUGAGCUUCAAUUCUUCAUUCUUCAUCAGGGUAAUCAUGAUGAUGAAGCCUCCUAGAGUAGGAAUAGUAAAGCUUCCUCUGACAACCAUUAUCAUCAUUCUAUGUGUUCUUGUCUUCAUGGCUCUGUUGUAUGCUGAGAAAUUCAGUUCCUUUUCAUCAAUCUCAAUUCUCAAGCUCAAGCCUUUUUGUCCAAGAAAGAACACCGAACCCAAAUCUACAGACGAUAAAAGAGUAAAGGAGGAGGAGGUUGGAAAAGAGGUUGUGAAUGCAUCAUGGGUUGAUGACAGGUUUGAUUUUGAUGCUGGAGAAUGCAAUGUUGCAAAUGGAAAAUGGGUUUUCAACCAUUCAAUAAAGCCACUAUAUUCUGACAUAAGCUGCCCCUAUAUAGAGAGGCAGUUUUCUUGUGUCAAAAAUGGAAGAAAUGAUAAUGAUUACAUGCACUGGGAAUGGCAGCCGGAAGAUUGCAACUUGCCAAGAUUCAAUCCUGAGCUAGCUCUGAGAAAGCUUCAAGGAAAAAGGCUGAUGUUUGUUGGGGAUUCACUACAAAGAAACCAAUGGGAAUCUUUUGUUUGUUUGGUGGAAUGGAUCAUACCUCAAGACCAGAAAUCUAUGGAAAGAAGAAAUAUUCACUCGGUCUUCAAAGCUAUGCAAUACAAUGCUACUAUAGAAUUCUACUGGGCUCCAUACAUAGUAGAGUCCAACUCUGAUGUUGAUAUCAUAGGAGAUCCAAAGAAGAGGAUAAUAAAAGUGGAUGCUAUCAUGGACAGAGCCAAAAAUUGGACAGCAGUGGACAUUCUUGUUUUCAAUACCUAUGUUUGGUGGAUGAGCAGUGCUAAGAUUAAAUCACUGUGGGGUUCAUUUGCAAAUGGAGAAAAAGGGUAUGAAGAAUUGGACAACUCAAUUGCUUACAAGUUAGCUUUGAAGACUUGGGCCAAUUGGGUUGACUCAACUAUCAAUCCAAACAAAACCAAGGUCUUCUUCACAACAAUGUCUCCUACACACUCAAGAAGUGAAGAUUGGGGCAACAUGGAAGGUGUGAAAUGUUUCAAUGAGACAAAGCCUGUGAGGAAAAAGAAUCACUGGGGAACUGGUUCUAACAAGGACAUAAUGAAUGUAGUGUCCAGAGUGAUGAAGAAAAUGAAGGUUCCAGUGAGUGUUAUAAACAUAACACAGAUCUCAGAAUACAGAAUUGAUGGCCACUCUUCAGUUUACACUGAAACUGGAGGCAAAUUGCUAACUGAGGAAGAAAGGGCCAAUCCCCAAAAUGCAGAUUGCAUACAUUGGUGUUUGCCUGGAAUACCAGACACAUGGAAUCAAAUAUUAUUGGCAAUGUUAUAACAAAUGUAUAGUAAAAAGCUUCCAUGCCAUGGCCUUUUUUUUUAUUAUUCUAUGGUGACAUGCAGAUGUCAUGUAUUUUGUGUAUGUAUAUUCUUCUGCCGUUGCCAAAUUGAUUGAUAUAAAAAUGGGUAAAUCAUGACUACCAUAAUGCAAAUUCCAUUAGCAGA
Arachis ipaensis is the source of this 1714-nucleotide messenger RNA. RefSeq names its product protein trichome birefringence-like 3. NCBI's taxonomy places the organism in Eukaryota, Viridiplantae, Streptophyta, Magnoliopsida, Fabales, Fabaceae. Gene Ontology annotation, molecular function: O-acetyltransferase activity. The record is from RefSeq and is a predicted model, not a curated record. Gene Ontology annotation, cellular component: Golgi apparatus.